Molecule: messenger RNA, 871 nt
Organism: Gavialis gangeticus (Gharial)
Lineage: Eukaryota; Metazoa; Chordata; Crocodylia; Gavialidae
Gene: PIGY
Product: phosphatidylinositol glycan anchor biosynthesis class Y
Exons: 1
Coding region: 13-228 (71 amino acids)
Source: RefSeq, a predicted model, not a curated record
UGAAAAGUAGUCAUGUUCCUUUCACUGCCUACGCUGACAGUGCUCAUCCCACUGCUCUCCUUGGUUGGCUUGUUUUAUUCGGCCACCAUGGAUGAAAACUUCCCACAGGGCUGCACCAGCACAAACAGCUUAUGUUUUUACAGUCUGCUGCUUCCUGUUACAAUCCCCGUGUACGUGUUCUUCCACCUGUGGACCUGGAUGGGCAUUAAACUUUUUAGACACAACUAAGGCAGGCAGACAGCCCGAGGGCACUGCCCAGUGGGCUCAUCAAUCACAGGGCCUCUGCGGUAGUUGUGUAGCUUAUCUUAGCUGUACACUAAUAUUAUGUUCCAUGUAACUGGAAUGGUCUCUUCCUCCCUUGCUCUCUCUCAGUAAUGAUGACCUUUAUCACCAUCCUCCUGGCACUUCACAAUGAUCUUCUACAGAGGACUUUGUGUAUGACUGCUUAAUUUCUGUCAGGAAAGACAAUUAAGUACUUUUGCCCUUGUCCCUCAAAAUCCAGAGGUGCACUGUAAUGGUGUGAAAGCAUAUUACAGUGGGUGUUUGUCUUUGCCCUGAAUGACUCCAUGUACUGACUGAGAUAUAGUUUAAUUACUUAACCAGGUUGUUAUAAUAAACAGUAAUGUGGGCUGCUCUUUAAAGAUGGCACUGUUCGUCUUUAGGUGCGUUGCUAGGUUGAACAGAUUUAUUCAUGAAAUGCUUCUGUCACUGUGCUAUGAAAAUGCAGCGUAAUAAAUCAAAACACUGUGCAACAGCAAACUUGUCUGUGCAAAGAAUUUUUUUAAUCCAUGUGAGCUUUAGACUUUUUAGGAUCACUGCAGCCAUGUUUUGAGGGCAGUCAUUCAUGCACAUCCAACACAGCACAUCUUUU